This is a messenger RNA of Cyphomyrmex costatus, 712 nucleotides long. RefSeq lists its product as uncharacterized. Bases 122 to 625 code for a protein of 167 amino acids. The record is from RefSeq and is a predicted model, not a curated record. The transcript is spliced from 2 exons. Lineage: Eukaryota; Metazoa; Arthropoda; Insecta; Hymenoptera; Formicidae.
AGUCUUUACGUGGUCAAAGCAAGCAACAAAAUUGUUCUUGCAAGCAUAUUUUGAAAGAAAAGAACAGUUUCGCGAUCCCAAAGUACGGAAGAAAAGUUUAUGGACACAAAUAUGUAACAUAAUGUCAAAUAAAGGUUACAAUGUAGACGAAGAUACAUUAGACAGAAAGAUGCGCAAUAUGAAAAAGACAUAUCGUACAAUAAAGGAUAAUAAUAAGAAAAGUAGUACUGGAAGAGGCCGCAUACAUUGGGAAUAUUAUGAUACUUUUGAAGAGAUAUUUAGAAAUGAUGCAACUAUAAAUCAUGGACCAACCUUAUCUUCAAUGCCAUCCACAUCAAUAAGUGCAAAAUCAAAUCCAUCCACGUCAAAAGUUACAAAUUCAGUGCCAUUUACAUCAACAGAUGCAAACUCAAUGUCAUCCACGUUAACAGAUGCAAAUUCAAUGCCAUCCACGUCAAUAAAAGAAAACUCAAUGUCAUUCAUAUCAAAUGAUUAUGAACAAAUCAAGUUUUUUGAAACUAAUGAUCAGAUAAUACAUCCAACGCAAAAUAAAAUGUCAUUGAACUAUCAUCAUCAGAGUCACGAUCCCCAAGUUCCGAUAAAGAAAACAAAAGAAGUAGGAUGAAGACGCUAUCGUUAAUGCGAAAGAAACAACUUGAUACAGAAAACAGUAAAAUAGAAGAAAUAAAGAGACUAAAAGAGGCGAUGGAUA